AUGGGAAACUAUUUGCAAAAACUCGAGCCGGCAGGAGGCAGCACACUGAAAAAUAGUGUCAGUGAAUCGGCUUCUCGGGCGAACGAGUUGUUGAAAUUGUUGGAUACCGGCUCAUCUCGAAGCAGCAAGAAGAGUAAGGAAGACGAUAAACGGAAGCGAAGUGGUAUGAGACUGUUUGUGAAUACUUUUGUUUUGUUUGCAGAGCCCAAAACCGAAGAAUCACCACGAAAGGCAAAAGAAAAGCGUCGUCACAAGGAAAAGAAAGAUGAGCCUUCAAGUUCGCAAAUUGUAGAAGAAGAGGAAGAUUCGGAUGCAGAUGCAGCGAUUAUUAAGAAGAAAAAGAAGAAAACUUCAAUCGAAGAUAGCUCUAGUACUGAGCAAAACGAGUUAGCUGAGAAGAAACGAUUGGAGAAGGAAGCACAAGCUGCAGCUGAACUUGAACAGAAAGAAUCAGAAAGAAAAGCAAAGGAGGAACGUCGGAAAGCCAAGCAAGAGAAACUGAAAAAAAAGGAAGAGGAAGAAAGGCAUAGGAAGGCUGAAGAUGCAGCAUCGAAACGAAGAAAAAGAGAAGCUGAAGAGCAAGCAUCACGUAAAAAGAAGAAAAAUGCGGUGAUAGAAAGUGAUGAGGACAAUGAAGAAAGUACCGAUGGCAAGUUAGUGAAAAAGUUUAGUUUUUCAUCUGAUUUCCUAUUUUUCAGACGUCGUCGUAAUGAUUCUCUACAUCUUCCUUCCACUUCCAAUGUUUCUGAGGUCAAUCCAUCGCAUUUCAAGCUAACAGAUUGCAAAGGCAAAUCCCGAAAACAGCUUCUCCAGGAGUACAAUUGUAUUACAACUUCUCUAACCGAAAUGAGAGAGUUUAAUGAGUUUCUUGAUGAAAGAAAACUGUUGAAAGAAUACGGUCAAUCGACUACCUAUUUGAAUCAACUGAAUGCAUUUCCUGAGGAACUAUUGCUUACAUGCGAUUCUGAAGCUUGCCCAUUUCUUCUCAAUUAUCAAAUUUCAAUCAGAAAUUUUCAGACCAAUGUCGGCUCUCUAUCAAGAAUCUCGGCGAAAGUGGACACCAUUGUUCAACGAAACGCCAACCGUUGCUCACUUAAAACAGUUUGUUUUGGGCUGAUGUUAGAUUUUGUAAUAAAAAUAAUUUUCAGAAGAUGUGUGAACUGCAACAAAUGGUUAUCAUCAGUGUCAGAAGAUGUUUGGCGGAAUUACUUGGGAGCACACAGCAUUUAUUGUUCUGUGAAGUGCAUUGCAGGAAAAGUUGACAGUGUUUCAAAGAACCAAGAUGGUGAAACUGCUACAGUAAUGAACUCAUUGACUGGAGAAACUGUGAUGGCUGGUGUAUAUACUCGAGAACUUUUUUCGUUCUUUCUACUUUCUCCUCACUGGCUGCCACUUCGCGUUGAUCCCAAAGAAGGUCCGGAUGCUGUUAAUGCUGAAGUCAUUAGAAAAAAGGAGUUGGAAAGAGAGAAGGAAAAAGAGCGAGAGAAAGAGAAGGCAAAUGAGCAAGCGAGAAAACAAGCGGCACUAUCAAAACCUAUUCCAAAAAAGAAACCUGAAACGGUUGAUUCGCUGCGACAAGCUACCAAAACUCAAUUGGAAUCUGCUAUGAUUACUCGAGUUGAAAAGAUGAAAAUAAAAGGAAUCGAUAGAAAUGAGAUACGGGAACUCGCUGAGCAGAUUGAGGAGAAGAUUUUCGUCAGGUACAAUCGCGAUAGUUACAACCCAAAAUACAAGGCAUGGAAACAACAGUUUGUCCAUAACUUCAAUGUGGACAGCGCAAGAGAUUUUGUCACAGGAGUCAUUUUGAAACGAUUGAGUAUUGAGAAGCUAACAUCAAUGGAUGCCAAUUCCCUUAGAAAUCCUUCGUACUGGAAUUUAAAACCGAUUGGAAUUCCAAUCCAAGCGAAAAGGAAAUCCAAUGCACCGCGCAAUCCAUUGGAUUCUAUAAUCGGUGAUGAUACGAGAGACACAACUGCUGAACACAUGUCCCAUGCCUUUUCCAAGACCUGCAAAACUUGUCAAGCAAAACAACUCGCAGAUGCCCAAGAGAAGAUUCGUAAGCAAGAGGAAGAGAAUGAGUUGCGAAAAAGAAGAGAGAAAAACCGAGAGCUUCGAGAAGCGAUGCGUCAAGAUGAAAUAGAACGGAACAGACGUGCUUCAGAAGCUAGGAAAAGAAAAGUGACAGAGGAUCGCGAAGCAUGGGAGCAACAGAAGCAAAAACGACGGGAAGAACGAGAUCUUGAGAUGGACGAUGACAAUGAUUAUGGAGAUGGAGGAAUGACACCAGUCUAUGAUUUCGAAGCAGACGUUUCAACUACCAAAGAGCAAUCAUCCGAAAAACGACCCAGGAAGUCCGAAAGGCGUGAUUCCGAGAAAAGACCCUUGGGAGUUACGGAUUCUUGGGAGUUACCAAUUCGCAUUUAUAUGGCUGAUGAACCAUUCGACUCGAUUGCCACACCAAUUUUCGCUCAAACAGACGAAACACGUCCGCUGUUCCGUCUUUUCGAACGCCAUCUGAAAGAUCAAACGUUCAAUUUGCACACACCUCGUCGUAUACAAGCUUUUCUCAUUGAAUCCAACAAUGCCAUGAACGAUACAAGGUCAUGUGCGUUCGCAGUGUUGAAGUUAACAGCUGCAGGAACCUCCAACAGCUAUCAUAAAGUUCUCGAUUACAAUCUUGAUCAUGACAAUGUGUAUCAACUGAGUUUUCCAGUCGGCGAUGAGAUUCUCUCGAUCUUUCUCUUCCCACACAGAGGAUCCGAAAUUUUACAUGAUACAUUCGCUCCGGUCACAUACAAUAUUGGAACUACUGAAAACUGCUUUAUGCUCAUCAUAGUGCUUCGUCCCAAAUAUGCGGAACGUUUCCAAUAUUCCGUUCGAGUGUGUGAUCAAGAAAUGAAGGCACAAUUACUCAAAAUGGAACGAGAGAAGAUUAUGCAAACUUCCUGGCGACAGACUCAAGAUCGGGAUGAUCGAGAUGGGAAUUCGGAAAAACCACCGAAUGGCAUAGAAAAGACACCGUCAGCGGAAAAGGACGACAGUGAAAACCCUGACACUCACAGGCCUGGCUCAUCGGUUACCCCUCAUGCGUCAGCUGGUGCUUCCGAGAAUGGUGAAGAUUUGGCAGCCAAAAAAGUGAACUUCAUUCUUCAAAUUGUCAAUAGUGCUAAACAAAUAAAAGAAAUAGUUGCAUCAGCGAAGGACUUCAUGUCUGAUCCAGAUGUUUCUGAUGCUGAUAAGGAAAAGAUCAAGGCGAUUAUUCAAAAGAAAAUAGAUGAGGAAAAAGCGUUGAAAAAGGCAGAGAAGGAGAAGAACAAACAGAAAAAUCCAAUGAUAGAUCAGGAAGAUUCGUUAGACGGAAUAAGAAAUGGAGCAGAGCCUCUGAUACCGGUGGCUCAAUCAAUCGAUUUCAGUAAACCUCCUCCGAUUUUUUCACAAGCACCUCCUGUCUUUACUUCGAUGGAAAUGCCAACAUUGUCGAUUCCUGUCCAACCAUCACUAGUGCCACCCAUUCCAGGCAAACCAGAUUCUUCCUAUGUCACACCAAUGCCAUCUCAUAUUAUUCCUGUGGCUGCUCCAGUACAAAUCAAUCCAAACUUUGCUAUUCCCCCAGUUCUAGUGCCACCUCCAAAUCAAAUGAAGCGAGGAGGACCAGCUUACCUAGAAGGUCUCGGAAUGACUGAUAACGAGAUCGUCGAAGAUGCCAUUCGUCGCGGAAUGGUAGCCCCGAUCCCACAAGAACUUCUUCGACCGUCUGGCCCUGGACAUAUUCGAGAGAAUGUGCAUCUUGCGUCCAAUGUGCUGGGUUCACAUUCUCUAGAAGAUGAUAUGCGUAAGCUGAUGGAAAUGGAAAGGCGGAUUGAAAUGGAGAAACGGUUUAUGAAAGACAUGGAUGAAAUAGAAGCAAGAAGAAUUGCGAGACAAUCGGGUAACGGACCACCAGCACCACGUGAUUUACGACGACCUGACUGGAUUGAAGAAAGAAGAGAUCAUCCAUCAGCUGCUGGAAUGAAUCAUCGUGGUCCCUAUUCGAAUCCACCUCCUCAUCCGCAUCUUCCACCAAGUUCGUCUUCCAAUCUCAGUCCAGCUCCCCACUCAAUGCCACCUCGCCCUGGUCCAGUCCCUGAACCAGUUCCACCUCCGCAGGUGGCGCCGUCCACUCACCCUAUUCCUGUCUCCCAACCUGUGCCGCCAACGUCACCGGAUAAACCACCUCAAGGUUCGUUUCUCAAAAACAGAGAUCGGGGAUAUAACUUUUCUGAUUUGUAUUUUCAGCUCCACCACCUCCACCACCAUCGUUGUCUUCCGAAUCUAGUAUUAAAAAGAAAAACAAGCGGAACUCCCGUGCUAGACGGAGACGCAAUAGUGAUCAAAUGGACCUUGAUAGUGGUUCAGAUGGUGGAUCAACGAGUAAAAGUUCUUCUCCUUCUCCAUCUCCUCCCCCUCCGCCACCUCCACCACCGCCAUUGGAUUCCCAAUUUAUUAAACAGAAUACCAUCUGGUGUCCCUCUUCCAGUUCCACCUCCACCUCCAAUGUUUUCCCCAUCUAUGAUAUGUCCGCCACCUCCACCUCCGCUGCCAAGCGAAGACAAGAAGAAGGCUCCUCCGCCACCUCCGAUCAAAGAAGAUAGAGUGGUAGAAGAAAGAGAAGUUGUUGAAAAUGGUAGAAAAUCAACGCCUCCAACGCCUAUGAUGUAUGCAACACCUCCACCACCAUUGAGAGGACAUGACGGUCCAUGGCGAGGAAGUGGAAUGCCGCCACCACCUCACCGUGGAAUGAUGCCACCGGGAAUGCUAAGAGGACGUGGUGGACCACCACCAAGAGGAAUGCAUCCGCCAUUUAGAGGAGGACCGCCAAUGAGAGGAGGGCCUCCAAUGAGAGGAGGACCUCCGAUGAGAGGAGGACCUCCAGGAGGACCACCUGGACGAGGUGGACCCCCAAUGAUCGGAGGAGGGCCUCCAAUGAGAGGAGGGUUCCCUCCAAGAGGUGGACCAGGAAUGGGACCACCAACAUUCUUCCAAGAUUCUCCUCGGGGUCGCGGAGGUCCACCACCACACGGACCACCAAGAGGUUAUCAUAUGGGACCGCCUGGACCAUUGGGAGGACCGCCUGGACCGAUGGGACCACCUUUGGGACGACCGGAACCACAAGGAAUGAUGGGAGCACCUUCGGGACCGUCUGGACCAAUGGGAGCACCACCUGGACCGAUGGGACCACCCCGGGACGGAAUGAAUACUUGGAGAAACGGACCACCACCCGGUCCGAACCAUGGUCCGCCAGGAGGAGGUCCAAAUGGAAAUAAUUCAUGGCAUAAUAGAUUUUAG
Molecule: messenger RNA, 5325 nt
Organism: Caenorhabditis briggsae
Lineage: Eukaryota; Metazoa; Nematoda; Chromadorea; Rhabditida; Rhabditidae
Exons: 10
Coding region: 1-5325 (1774 amino acids)
Biological process (GO): DNA-templated transcription
Source: RefSeq, a predicted model, not a curated record